This is a messenger RNA of Aspergillus chevalieri, 774 nucleotides long. RefSeq lists its product as uncharacterized. The record is from RefSeq and is a predicted model, not a curated record. The transcript has a single exon. Lineage: Eukaryota; Fungi; Ascomycota; Eurotiomycetes; Eurotiales; Aspergillaceae. The coding region runs from base 1 to 774 and encodes 257 amino acids.
AUGUCGAUUUCUCACCAUCUUCCAUCUCACCUGUCUGAUUCAAAAUCCUGGACCGCAAACCCGACACGUCCCCAUUGCCCUACUGGUCUCAAAACUGAGCUUGAGCAUCUGAAUCCUGACUCCUCUCCAGCCACGAUUGCCGCUAUUCUCAACCAGUUCCCCACCAACUUCAACGCCCCAUACGUCCAUCAUCGACUAGUCACCUUCCCAACUGACAUAGAUCGUGCAAACUGGUCAGCCGCCUUACCUCCUGGUGACGCUGAUCUCCGCGACACUUUCUCCUCCUGGUGGUGCUCCCCAAAAAAAAACAAGUCCACCUGGAUUGGCCUCUUUAGUACCUGGACCUCCUCCUAUGUCGGUGAUUCGAACUGGGACAAACGUUCAUGGCAUGUAUGGGGGGUAGCAGCUAUUAAGUCCCAGGAGGGGAGAGGCAAAUACCUGAUCAUUUGGGACUGUGACCCUCGCUCCCCUUACAAUGAAGAGGGGGAGAAACAUGACAUAAAACGACCACAGGAAUUCAUGCUUGGUACUCAGGUGAAACUUCUCGAAUUCUUACAACAACGCAAAAAUGGACGCAAAGCCCGCGCCCAGAUCAAUGCAGUUUUCUACAACAUUGAUACUUCCUUGUCUGGACAAGAUAAAUGCCUCGAACAUACAAUGCGCUGGGUGGUCGAGAUGACAGAAUUUGGCGACUCACCAUUUAAAGGGUUUGAUCACAACAGCAAUUCACUGGAUCCGCGCACCGACGGAUGCCUCCGAAUCCUGCGCCGUUAA